AAGAAGUGUCUUAUUCUCGAUUUGGAUGAGACACUUGUUCAUUCAUCCUUCAAAUACUUGAGAACAGCGGACUUCGUAAUUCCAGUAGAGAUCGACAAUCAAGUUCAUCAUGUUUACGUGAUAAAAAGACCAGGUGUAGAUGAGUUCUUGAAAAAAGUAGGGCAGUGGUUUGAAGUCGUAGUCUUUACAGCUUCGGUGCUGAAAUAUGGAGAUCCUUUACUUGACAAAUUGGAUUUCCACAAAGCUGUACAUCAUCGUUUAUUCCGUGACUCCUGUUACAACUACCAGGGAAAUUUCAUCAAGAAUUUGUCGCAGAUUGGAAGACCUUUGAGCGACUCGAUUAUUAUUGAUAACUCGCCAGCUUCCUACAUCUUCCAUCCACAGCACUCCAUUCCUAUCUCCAGUUGGUUCAGCGAUACCCACGACAACGAGUUGAUAGAUUUGUUACCGUUCUUGGAGGAUAUCUCAAAGGCUAAUGUCGACGACGUCGGCUUGGUUCUAGACAUCACAUUAUAGAGAAGAGAAUGAUUAUAAUUGCAUGAUUAUACUCCGUCUUUAAAUUAACAAGACCAUUCUCUUGUUUGCAGGAUUAGUAUAUCAUUAUAGUCUGCUCUUCAACAGGACUACUAUGUCUUUGUUUUUACGCAAGACUAGUAUAGCAGUAUAUUCUUUCCCUACAGCAGUAUAAUACCUUUAUACUCUGUUUCACAAGACUGGUAUACCUUUAUACUCUUGAUUACAGCACUUAUAUCUAGUCUCGUUUCUAACUAGACUAGCACUACUCUUGUUCGCAUAAGCAGGACUUAUGUACCGUUGUCACCUUUGCACGUAUGGUCGUUUACGACACUUGUACCUGGGCUGUCGAGAAUCAUCAAUCCCACGCUUAUAGAGUCAAAAGAUUCGCGGUUCACAUUAAUAGAAGAUAGACAGCCCAUCAUUGUAAUUCUAUAUUUUAAUACAUAAUACUUGCAAG
This is a messenger RNA of Scheffersomyces stipitis CBS 6054, 973 nucleotides long. Its product is annotated as phosphatase. The transcript has a single exon. Gene Ontology annotation, molecular function: phosphoprotein phosphatase activity. The record is from RefSeq and is a predicted model, not a curated record. Gene Ontology annotation, cellular component: plasma membrane. The annotation marks the transcript as partial. NCBI's taxonomy places the organism in Eukaryota, Fungi, Ascomycota, Pichiomycetes, Serinales, Debaryomycetaceae.